Molecule: messenger RNA, 1890 nt
Organism: Bipolaris zeicola 26-R-13
Lineage: Eukaryota; Fungi; Ascomycota; Dothideomycetes; Pleosporales; Pleosporaceae
Exons: 2
Coding region: 1-1890 (629 amino acids)
Molecular function (GO): FAD binding
Source: RefSeq, a predicted model, not a curated record
AUGGUGGAGAACUACGACGUUGUUAUUGUUGGUGCGGGGCCCGUCGGCCUUUGUCUCGGAACCUGCCUGGCAAGAUGGGGUUACAAAGUCAAGCACAUCGACAACAGGCCAGAACCUACCGCUACUGGUCGAGCAGACGGUAUCCAGCCACGCUCGCUGGAUCUUUUGAGGAACAUGGGCCUCAAGCGCAAGAUUAUGGAGUAUGAGCCAGCAAAGGUGUACGAGGUCGCUUUCUGGGAUCCAGCACAAAAGGGUAUCCACAGAACAGGCACAUGGGCUAGUUGCCCCAAGUUCAUCGACGCACGAUACCCUUUCACCACCUUGCUACACCAAGGUAUGAUUGAGCGGACUUUUAUCGGGGACAUCGAGAAGAACGGUGGCAAGAUCCAAAGACCGUGGACGAUUACCGGGUUCAAGAAUGAUGGCAAGGACAAGACAUAUCCUGUCGAGGUCCAACUCGCACAUGUGGAUGGCACAGCUCAAGAGACCGUUCGAGCAAAGUACCUCUUCAGCGGAGAGGGCGCGAGGAGUUUUGUCAGAGAGCAACUGGGUAUCAACAUGAUCUACAAGGAUCCCAUUGCUCACGUCUGGGGAGUCAUGGAUGGCGUUGUCAGGACAAACUUCCCUGAUAUCAAGAUGAAAUGCACAAUCCACUCUGAUGCUGGAUCUAUUAUGAUUAUUCCCCGCGAGGACAACAUGGUUCGUCUGUACAUUCAAGUAGCAUCCUCAACCGACAAGGACUGGAAUCCCCGCAAGACUGCUACCGCAGAAGAGGUCCAGGCCCGCGCCAUUGAGAUUUUCAAGCCAUACACCAUCUCUUGGGAUCGUGUAGAAUGGUACUCUGUCUACCCCAUUGGUCAAGGUAUCGCUGAGCGUUACACUCUCGACGAGCGCGUAUUUAUGGGUGGUGACGCAUGCCACACUCACAGCCCCAAGGCCGGUCAGGGCAUGAACACCGCAUUCCUCGACGCCGUCAACUUUGCCUGGAAGAUCCACCACGUAGAGAGCGGCUGGGCACCACGCUCCCUUCUCUCCACCUACGAAUCAGAACGCAAGCUCAUCGCUGAAACCCUUCUCGACUUCGACGCCCGCUACGCCAAACUCUUCUCCACCCGCAUCCCCUCAGCCGGUGAAGUGGCCGGCGCCUCCGCCAAAGAAGCCCCCGAAGACAACGAAUUCAUCAAGACCUUCAAGGCAAGCUGCGAAUUCACCAGCGGCUACGGCGUAGCCUACAACCCCAACCUCGUCAACUGGGGCCCCGAGCACCCCGCACAGCACCCCCUCAUCCUCUCCUACCCCCAAGGCACCACGCAGCGCACCGGCCGCAUCCUCACCCCCGCAACCGUGACCCGCGUCGUCGACGCCAACGUUGUGCACCUGGAACAAGAAAUCCCCUUCAACGGCUCCUACCGCAUCUUCAUCUUCGGCGGCACCCUCGCCAAAUCCAGCACCGCCCUCAAAGACCUCGCCACAAACAUGUCCUCCCCCAACUCCUUCUUCAACGCCUUCCUCCACCCAGACAUCAAGGACAAGGACCGCUACCACGAGAAACACAACCCCCACUCGGACUUCUUCUCCCUCGCCCUCGUCUUCGCAGAGAAGCGCUCAAAGAUCGAAAUCGAUGAGCAGUUGCCCCAGCCGUUUGCGAGAUAUGCCGAUCAUGUCUAUGCGGAUGAUGUCUGGGAUCAGCGUGUUCCCGAUGCGAAAGCCGCCGCGCACGCUAAGAUGGGUCUGGAUCAGGAGACUGGAGGUGUCGUUGUCGUGCGACCUGAUGGCUACGUCGGUGUUGUGGUGAAGCUUGAGGAGGGCAAGGGUACGUGUGAGGCGCUGAAUGCAUGGUUUGGAGUUGUUACUGGAAAGAAGUUGGGUGGUGAACGGGCGAGUUUGUAA